Molecule: messenger RNA, 248 nt
Organism: Racocetra fulgida
Lineage: Eukaryota; Fungi; Glomeromycota; Glomeromycetes; Diversisporales; Gigasporaceae
Source: the annotation of a GenBank genome assembly
CGAACAAAAAUUUUGAAAAAGCAACCAAUAUUGAUGAUGAAGAAACUUCUAUGGAAAUGAUUUCAUUUGAUGAAAUUAGUAACUACGUUUCUGAUAUGAUUAAUGGAUUGGGAGAAUAUGAUACUUUGCUUGUUUCUACUUUUUGUGUUAAACUUGAUAAAGCUACCCUUAAAGCUAUUGGCACAGAAGUUGGAAUAAUGGCUAAACUGAUUGUCGAUGAGAUUAAAGAAGCAGAUGAUUUCAGAUAG